Trifolium pratense (red clover) is the source of this 1363-nucleotide messenger RNA. RefSeq names its product polygalacturonase-like. Gene Ontology annotation, biological process: anther dehiscence; fruit dehiscence; pectin catabolic process. The record is from RefSeq and is a predicted model, not a curated record. Gene Ontology annotation, molecular function: polygalacturonase activity. Lineage: Eukaryota; Viridiplantae; Streptophyta; Magnoliopsida; Fabales; Fabaceae.
AUGAGCAAGUUGGGUGACACUAAUUCACCUUCACUUAAAACAUUUGAUGAUGAUUAUGGAGCUCAAGGAGAUGGUAAAACUGAUGAUACACAGGCAUUGAAGAAGGUUUGGGAAGUAGCAUGUUCAACCAAGGGAUCAAUUGUUGUGGUAGCUAAAAGGAAUUAUCUUGUUAAGCCAAUCACAUUCUCUGGCCCUUGCAAAUCCAACACUAUAACAUUUCAGAUCUCUGGAACCCUUCAAGCAUCAGAUAAUCCAUCUGAUUACAAUCAAGAUCCUACACACUGGCUUAUGUUUGAUAGUAUUCAAAAACUAACUCUUAAUGGUGGUGGAACCAUUGAUGGAAAUGGAAAUAUUUGGUGGCAAAAUUCAUGCAAAAAGAACGAAAAGCUUCCUUGCAAGGCAGCCCCUACGGCGCUGACUUUGUACAAGUGCAACAACUUGGUAGUUGAAGAUUUGACUAUAAAAAAUGGGCAACAAAUUCAUGUUCAAUUCCAAAAUUCUGCAAAUGUUAAAGUUUCUGGUCUCACUGUGACAUCUCCAGAGGACAGUCCAAACACCGAUGGAAUUCAUGUCACCAAUACUAAAAAUAUCCAAAUCUCAAACUCCAUUAUUGGAACUGGGGAUGAUUGUAUAUCAAUUGUAGAUGGAUCCAAAAAUCUACGAGCUACAGACAUAACUUGUGGACCAGGCCAUGGUAUCAGCAUUGGAAGCUUAGGGGAAGGGGGUGCCAAGGAAUUUGUUUCAGGAAUAACAGUUAAUGGAGCUAAAUUUUCUGGAACUACUAAUGGAGUAAGAAUCAAGACAUGGCAGGGAGGGUCAGGAAGUGCAAGCAACAUCAAAUUUCAGAAUAUUCAAAUGAACAAUGUGACCAACCCCAUAAUCAUAGAUCAAAACUACUGUGAUCAAGAGAGUCCAUGCAACCAACAGAAAUCCGCGGUUCAGAUAAGGAAUGUGUUGUACCAGAACAUAAAAGGCACAAGUGCUUCUGAUGUGGCUGUGCAAUUUAAUUGCAGCCAGAAGUUCCCAUGUCAGGGGAUAGUAUUGCAAAACAUAGAACUUGAACUUGAAGGUGGAGGAGAAUCUAAAGCUUCAUGCAACAAUGUAAAGUUGUCAUACAGAGGAAAUGUUAGCCCUCGCUGCAAUUACAUUGAGGAAAUGAAUGAACUUGGUGGCUUAAAAAGACUUAUAGAAUGAACUUAUUAAUAUAUAUCUAUAAUGAUAAUGAUAAGAAAUGAUUAUUUGCACUUUGUAUAUGUUGCUUAGCUAAUAAGGCUGAUUGAUUUGUAACAUAUAAUGUUAUUUCUUGUGUAUAUUGUGAUAGGUGACAUCGUUUGUAUCAUAAAUAAAAUGUCGUACUUGUAUU